Molecule: messenger RNA, 12251 nt
Organism: Paramuricea clavata
Lineage: Eukaryota; Metazoa; Cnidaria; Anthozoa; Malacalcyonacea; Plexauridae
Source: the annotation of a GenBank genome assembly
AGAAGCUGAAGGAAGAAGAUAGAACUUGGUUGAAGACGAAAUUUACUAAAUGAUGUCUGAAAACAUUCUGUGGAAAAUCCUGUUUUUUUCAGCCUGGUUGAGUCUGGCUUUUGGUUUGUCUCAAAACGACAAGGUAGUCACAGUAGCCUAAUAGCUAAUAACAAAGCUAAAAUAACGUAUUUUGAUACAUCACUUAUUAUAACUUCAUUUAUAGUUUUGUUAGCCAGCUUGUUAGUCAAAUACCAAUUUCACUCUACAUUGCUGUGUAUGCAGCUUUUUUACGCUUUAUCAGGAAUAACGUCUAUUCUUUUGUAUAUGCCACUUUACAGUUGUAUAGUCAGCAAGCCCAUAGAAGCAAAACUAUCAAAUUCAACUCUACUUCGUAUACGUUAAUUUAAUGCAUGACUAUAACAAAACAAGUUACGUAGUGUAUUUAUCACUGAAUGAUAUUCCUGAAUUUGGUAUGGAAUAUUUUAGUGUAUUAAAAGCAAAUUUGUAUCAUACGUUAGUAAAUAUAAGAAUUCAUCGGUACCAUUAUAGAUAUAAGUAACAUGACAAAAAUCCUAAACACUGUAGCCUAUUAUUUAACACUCAUAGUCAUAUAAGUAAUCCUUAACUCAGCCUGCAAGGGACGUCAACUCCGACUUUACAUUUUUUUAAUUAAAAGUCAAGCAGAUUUGAUUCAUUGAUUAAAGGUGAAUAAAAGAUAAAUGAAAUAAUGGGAUGCGAAAACAUCGUCUUACAAAAACUAGAUCGCAAGCAAAUCGCAGGCGACAGAACUAGAACAUAUUUAUUUCGGUUGUAAAAAAGCUUUGGGUGAUCAAAUGGGCCAAGAACACAGGAAUGUCCAUCUUUGCGCUAUGCCAAAAUAGGCAUUGCAUGGUGGAUUAUGGAAAUUUGAAUACAGUAUCUAUAUAUAUAAGUUCCAGAUCUAUAGUGGUUGUUUCAGUUCUAAGGCAGUGGUGACGCACUUGUCAGAUAGAUAACCGUUUAGUGUGUUUGUCAUGUCAUCGAGUUCCUUCAGCAAUAAGAUAAACAUUAUUAAUAAUUCAAAAUGCUUUACAGAGACAAAAACACACACAGGAGCAAUGGAUGUUUAUAAGGAAUUAGUAUAUUGAAGAAUAAUAUGUGCAUGGAUGGAAUUGUAAUUCACACAUAUAUAUAUAUAAGAUCAGUCUUAAAAGUUUUUAAUCAUCAGGACUGCUUCUUGAUCAAAAACACAGAAAUUUUUCAUGCCCAUGAUGCAUUAGUCUCCCACGCAGCCGCUCUUUAUAACGACACAUAGAGCGGCUUGCGUGGGAGACUAAUGAUGCACGCAAUGCAGAAAAUUAUGAAAUUUGGCAGCGAAUGCUAGCAGCGAAAGGGUGUUGGCAACAGAAUUAAUCUGUCUAUACAUAUGUACUCAUCCUUCGGACUCGCGCUAUUUUGAUAGUCCUGGAAAAACUUAAAGUCAAAAGGCAGACGAGAGUUUCGUUCUUCUUCAAAGAGAAACCCUGGACACAAUAUGUCCAAAUAUCUCUGAUAACAAAUAUAUAGCUUCCUAUAUAUAAGUAGGAGGCCAAAUUUCCGAAUGGGGGGGGGGGUAUUUCCUACGAAAUUUGGCCGGGGGAUUUUAUUUUUGGGGGCAUGUGUGUCAUAUUUCCUGUUUUUACAUCGGCUCUUACAUAAUAAACUGGAUUUCGGCUUUUAUUCUUUACAUACUCUUCAAUGGUUUUGUUGGCCAACGUCGUUUCCGACUGCCAAUCCUUCAAGUUUAACAAAAUACUUGCAAGGUUUGAUUUUACCUGACUGAAUUUUAAUUUAAUUUCAGAAAUUUUCUAAAUGUUACAUUGGUCAACAACAUCUUAACUACACGGACAGAAUUGGACGAUCGAAAUUACUCAUUUGUACAAGAAAGACUGAAGGCGUUCCUCAAUGGAAAUUUGCUGACGGUAAAUAAACCUACAUUUUCUAUGCUUGAAUUUGCCAUAUAAAGCAUGACUUGCGUGUCCAAUUAGUCACAUUCCCUUUAUUUUUGCAAACAACUUACUCAUUUUGACAAAACCCUUAAUUACAGGAAAUGAAAGAUUAUCUAGAUUCUGUUUACCUCUAUCUAGGUUCUCGGACAUUGGGUGAGAUAUUCAACCCAGCCCGAGAUUGUCCAGAUAUUGUUGAUCAAUUACCUGAAGCAAAGGAUGGAUUUUAUUGGAUUGUUCUGCCUAAAGGGACUAAGCAUAAGGUACAUGUUUGGAAUUUGUAAUAUUAACCAACUAUAUCAAGCGAAAAUGUCUAAUGGAGGAAUGUUUAUAUGUAUGUUAGUAUCAUCAACAACAACAAUAUUUUCUUAUAAAUCUUAAUUAUUGAAUAUAUACUGAGUAUCAUCAACAACAACAUUCUUUUAUUAUAUACGAAUUAAUUACUGGACGUAUACAAUAACCUGCACACAUGCAUGUAGCAUUUGCUAAUCAAGAAUGAUUUUGCUCAUAAAUUGCUCACUUCAAAUAUAGUAGGGAAGAAAUAGAAAAAAACAAAUUAGAAAGUGGAAGGAUUUGUCUCAUAAUAUAUGCUAGUAGAUUGCAAUUCUACGUAUUUCGCCAUCGUUUUAAUUAUAUCAUUGUUUUAUAAUUAACUCUCAUGAUGGUCACAAGUGUCUUUUUAUUACUUGACUAAAUUUUGUUUUCCCUAGUUGACGUAAUUGGACAGGAAUACUAUUAAACUAUCUUUCCAGUGUAGGUAGUGCCAUUCAAACGAACAAGCUGACAGUUUUCAGGUAGUUGCAUCCUAGCCUCCUCCGCAGGCCUCUCUAUGGGUUUUAGCCAGCGAAUGGGUUUUGAAAAAAAAUUUUCCUUGAGUGAGAUGCCUGCGGAGGAUGUCUUGUUCAUCAGGAAUACUAUAUCAUAUUUUAGCUACAAAUUUUGCAAAUAACUUUUUAGUAUAAAUUGUGUCAUGCUCUAUGCCUAGACCUAGUAUUAUGUUUUGAUUUCCACCAGAUAUCAUUAUCAUUUAUAAUAGGCCUACCUAAAGUUAAUAAUAGUUUUGUUUGUGGAAACACCACGUAAAUUUAUUACUGCAAAGCUUUCGAAAAUGAAAUGAUUGCAUUGUUAUCAAACAUCUUUAUGUUGACUAUAUGUUCUUUGGAAAAAUAUAACAUAUUUUAAUUUAUUAGGUAUACUCCUUCUAUAAAAUGGAAAAAAUACAUAACUUCCUCAAAAGGUUUUGAUAUAAUAUGUUGUGCACAUUUCAAUUUGCGAGUGGGAAAGGAAUGCAUUCCGAUCCUUGUGCUUUAAUUUCAUUUCGUCUAUUAAGUGUUGUAGCUGUGAUUUUAUUUGUAACAAUUAUUGAUAUGCCAACGCAAGUCGUUUUCAUGCUUGUUUCAUACACCUUGCAACUUACUUUAUCUAUUAUGAUUUACAUUCGUACUUGAUAUGCAAUGAAUAAAAUGAAAAGUAUAGUAUAGCACAAGUAACGAGAGCAAUUACGUGUAUCCUUGAAGACGAACGAUAAAUACACGACGGAAUUAGGAACAUAAUAUAUUUCAAAGAAAAUUAAAAUUUCGAGAAAUCAAUUAUAACUAUUGUCUGUUGUGUAGUUUAUAUAGUAUGUGGCGCAAGAACAAUAGUUUACGUUGUUAUUACCUUGGACAAAACAGGUUUAUUGUGAUGUUAAUACAGAUGGUGGAGGAUUAAUGUUGGUUGGAAUGAAGGAUAGUCCUGUAUCCUGGACAGUACCGUCUAAUUCUGCACCUGUUGAUCCUCAAGGACCUCCACAUUGGUCUAGUGAUUUAGGCGAUGUCAAGGUUCUAGACUUUAGAGUUCAAUUUUCAACUGAUAAAACUUUUGAAGGGACAAAGGCAGACUGGUAAGAAAACAUAUCUCCAUACAAGUUUGGGAACAACAAAAAUUCACUUAGGAACAGUUUUAACAGUGAAACAACAAAAAAAGAAAAACUUCAAAUAAACAAUGGCAUCAAACAAUACAGGGAAUUCAAAGUGAAAACCCCAAUAAAUGAACCAUCCAUAACAAGUAUAGAAACCGAAAGCCUUAUAGGGAGACGUAUAUUUUCUCACCAUUUACCUGAGCUAUAGAUAUACUAAUGUUUCACAUCACUAUUAAGCGCUCUCCUGCAGGAUGAGCACUUUCAUGUCUUGCACUACAAUUAGAAAAUUACAUCAGUUUUCUGCACCUUGUUCACGUGUAAGAGGGCAACGCAAGCGUUGAGUAAAUUACAAAUAAUCUCUUGUUAUUUUGAACAUAUCAAUUGCAGGUUAUACCGAUUAAAUCCACAACGGGAGUUUGGAAAUCUUUUUUCAAUCAACAAUGGAUGUUCGAAACUGCAAGCUGGAAUUGGAAACAUCCAGUUUGUUAAAGAUCUCCUGGUUAAAAGAGUCGUGACAAACAAUUUCAAGUGCUCAAAGUUUGGACAACAUAUACAUCAUUUGUUGGGAUGGGUAUGCAUAAAAUUACUUUUUGCAUAAUAAAUUAAGUUUUGAAAUUAUUAAUACUUCAUUGUAAAAUGUCCUUCAUAAACACUAUUUCUGUGCGAGUUUAGUCAGUUUUGCUCUGCAUGUUGUAGAAAAACAAAGCACUUGUUUCGGAAAACAUAAAAAAUCGAAAAUAUCUAUGCAAAGUAGACGGGAUAAAUAUGAUUAUUGUGAUGUUACUCUGAGUGUAUAUCCACACCGGGGAAGCUUGAAAAAUAUGCCUGACCACGGUGGGAAUCGAACCUACGACCUUUGGAAUACUAGCCCACUAGACGGGAUAUUUUAAUUCAUGAAAUUGGAAUCAACAGAAUCAUGUGAGAUAUAGCUUUUUAAAUAUAUAUAUAUAAAUUGGAAUAAGUGUUUUCUCGCUUUGAUUGCAAAUUACUUUAACUGUUUUUAUUGAAUUUGUAGAUGUUUUAUAUUAAUCUGAAUAAAAUUAUAAUGCGAAACUGCACUAGUCUUGUGUCCUAGUCUUGUGUGUCAUUAAUAUUAUGCAAUAAUUCUCGAACAGUGUUGUGUUUGGCUAAUGCGCGUAGAUUGAGACGCAAUAAUGCACUGUGAUCCGUGCAUGCAUGACACUGCCUUAUUGCUCUUUCUCUGCCUCCCCCUGGCUUCAUCUCUACUUUUGGCCAAAAAUAUAAACAAAGCUAUAGACCUUUUAAAAUAAAAAAAUUAUCAAAAAGCAAGAAGAACAAAGCAAUUUUUCCAUAGUUCUACGUGUAAAAUUAACCAGCUUAGCAUUCGUCGAAUUUGUUGUUGUCUCGACAAGUUUUGGGCAAAAGCGUGCAAAAUAGCCGAAAGAAAGUACUUUAAAUUCUUCUGAUAACAGCUACUAGAUAUAUUUUCGGCAAAAGACAAAAAAUACAAUAAUUUCGAAAAUUAAAACUGAGCAACACGACGAAACCUAUACGAUUUAACGUCUUUCAUGACAAAUCCAGCAGCCCAGAUACUGAAAAACUUUGGCAAAUUAGUCUGUGUGUCACUGAUUUUAUUUCCAGCAUUUUAAACAAUUUUUCUGGCUAUAUAGCAUCAAAAGUUUGUAUUGCUUUGCCUUUCGCAAAUUCAAAGUUUGUAUUGCUUUGCCUUUCAAAAUUCAAGCGACAGACCGACAGUACAAGCAUGCAUGUGCGCGAGGUCACUGAGUACAUGUUAGGAAAAUUUCACCGUUGAUCUUUUGAGUAAAACUGUUUACUAAGUCUAUGUAAUAUCUUCUACUUAUAUUAUAAAAGAAAUAGAAAAACUAGUCUCGUGCGUUUAUAUAGUACGAUAAUGCACUCGUGCAUGGAAUGUUAGGAGAAUACUCGCUUUACACGCUUCUUGUUCUCUCAACAUUCCCCGUGUGCAUUAUCACACCAUAAACGCGCAUGCGACUCGUUUUCUAUUUCUUAAAUUAUAACCCACUUUACUGUGCUUCUGCACUCAAUGCUUUUGCUCACUAAAUGACUGUUACGCCUGUCUAUUACUGCUCAUUGUAAACUAUAGCACUUUUUUAUUCACAUAUACAUUUCAGGGGAAAAUGAAUUACUGCCUUCGACAUCAGUGCAAAAAUGGCUACGCAGUAUUAGAUGCAAUUAAAUUUCGAUACGAUAAUUUUGGAGGAUAUAGGUAAUAAUUUAUAAUUAUUUUCGUUUGAGCGCAUUUUAAAUAUUUUAGCCGUUUUGAUCAGAGCUGCCAAAGUGUGAAAAGCUAGCUCCGAAGAUGAACACCAGAAAUUCAUGAACAUCUUUUUGAACCAAGUAAUUUUUAAAUAUAUGGUAAUGGUAUCUUAAUAACUUAAUAAAGCCUUUAAAGACCUUUGCAUUAAGCCUCCCCUGGGGGGUUUAUUCGUUAUGUUCAACAUUGAACAGUAUAUGAGAGGGAAAUUGCUAGAUAGUAUACUUCAAACUAAGGUUUCCGUUUUUUUUCCAAUUUUUAAAAUAAGUUAGGGUUAUGUUAGGGUUAGGUAAGGGUUAGGGUUGGGGUUGGGGUUAGUGUUAGGGUUUAGUUUUACGUUAUAAAAACGGAAACCUUAUUUUGAAGUAUGCUAUCUAGCAAUGACCUAUACGAGAGUCUAUUGGAGUGGGUAAAAUAAGAGGGGACCGUAAACCAACGUGAAAUUCCGACCCAUGCAGUUGAUAAAUCAGAGCGGUGUACACGUGUUCUUAUAGUUGUGGCGGGAGAGGGUGGAGGUCUUAACAGAGACAGGGGUGCCGCGCAGGUUAAUAAAUUUCUUCGUUGAAAAUAGAAACUGCUUUUUAGAAAGGGAAGCUGCUUUUUAGAAAGGGAGCUAUAAAUUUAAGGAGGCGAAAUGAUUCUCCUGUAUACUCAAGAUGCGGUUUUCGUCUUCAGUUAUAGUGCCGUUUCUUCCUUAUCUGGAAUGAGUCACAGCUCCACGGCGUUUGUUGGAUGCGAUCACGGAAAGGUAUAGUUUUUUUAAAAAAUAUUAUAACGUAGUGUGACGUGAGGUCAGUCACAUCCGAAUCAAUUUUAAAAGUUAAUUUCAAACCUAUUACCUCAGACUGCUUAGUCACACCUGUGUAAGUUUGCUAUGUUUUGCUCUAUCGGGAAAGAUGCCAAAAAUUUGAUUGAUUGACAUCUUUAUUUAAAACACGAGAUCCAUUUCACAAGUUAAAAUAUGUGCUCUUCAAUGGAGACGUGUACCUAUGCUAGUAAACUAAUUUCUAAUAAAUAUUGACCUAAAUAUAAAAAUAUGAGUCACAGACAUACGCAAAGAAACUAAGGCCUGUUUCAAACGUCGCGCUUCUCAUGUGCCGAACGCAUUAGAAACAAUGGAUAAUGAGGCAUUUCAGCUGAUUAUCUAUUGUUUUUAAUGAGAAGUUCGACGUAUGAAACAGGCUUAAUAUACUGUAAUACAAUUAUUACGAAAUUUCAGCAGAAGUUAAAGCUUUUCUGUAUAUGGAAAUUUUGAACAAUAACUAUGCAGUAGGUAUUGUGCCGGGAAUGGAACCUGCUGCCGUGUGAUUCUGAUCACCUUCUUAAGCGUCGAGAGUCCAUGAAGUCCUGAGAGUCCAUCGCCCCAAGAGUCAAUCAAGCUACUGUAACCAAGAGUUCAUGUAUAUAAUACUAUAUAGUGUCAUCCCAGUUUAUUUAAUACACUACCAAUGACACCACCAUGGUAGCUAUAUAUACAGCAAAUUGUGGUUACGUCUUGGCAAAAGGACUCUUUAGGUCAAAGGGUUGCAGUAGAAUUGCAGGGCUACAGGUUCAAUUCAUGCUGACAGGCUUGUAAUUAUAUUCCACAUGUAGCCAUGAUAUCAUUCUAAUCAAAAUGUGACUUUAGAACUUCAUUCAAAGAAUAUUAUCGAGCGCAAGAAUUAAUAUAUCGUUAUAUUAUGCUAAAGCAGAAUUAAUUGUAUUUCCUGCUAUAAUAUACCUUACUUGUAGGGAUAAUAAAUUAUUUUGACUUGAAAAAUGUCUUUAUUGAUUUCUAAGGUAUAGUAGUCAUUUUGUCUCCAAAGGAGUCGAAUUGACUCGAAAGUGGAGUAAAUAAAAAAGGUACAGAACGACUCCUUUUUCGGAGUAAAUUUUACUCCUUUUUUUACUCCAUUUAUGUUGAGUAAUUUAACUCCUUAAGUGGAGUUAUUUUUACUUCAUAAAGAGAUACUUUAAGAAGUAGAACGAUAAUAGGCUUUUCUUUGUUUAUUGUUUAUUGUUUCUUUGUGAUCCGUGAGUCGCACUGGUGAGUCGUCUCAUUGAGAUCUUUGAUUGUAUUUUGUAGUGUUGUGCAUGUUUUGGUCCUAAAGGAGGAAAGCAAAACUACUGUGGCUCAAAUUGCACUGUAAUUAAUGGAGGAACAAUAACAAAGAAAGCUUUUGUUUGGUUUUGGGUGCGAACUAGAAUGCCUCAACGUGUGUGGAAAAGAUGCAUGGAGUUUUUUGUGAAUAACUCAGCAGGCAAACGUGAAAAACAUUUUAUCGAUCCCCAAACAAGCAUGGUGCAUAAGGUAAAAUCUAUACUUUUAAGUUUAAAAACUGUUAAAUUUCACUAUAUCAUAUUAGAUUAGUAGCUGCUGUAACUUAUACACCGAGUUAUAUGGAGUUAUUUAAUAGUUAUAAAAUAUGAAUUUGUUUGGCAUGUAUAAUACUUACAUUAGUUAAUAGUCAAUCAAGUCGUACAUCUAUAAUUAAUUAUAACAUGCCUAAUCCUGGUUACAAUUUUAACAUUUCUUCAUCAUUUCUAUAAGUACCUCGUAAUUAAAUUUUCUCUCCUACCUGAUAUUCUCCCUUUUCCGCUCUUUUUUAUUGUCUGUGGUUCAAAUUCUUAUUUCUCAAUCUCACACUCCUGAUAUUAAGCCAUAUAUAGUGAUUCGCAGUUAUGGAACGCUUAUGGAAUUCAAUCAAUUGAUAAGAAUUCACAAUACUUUUUUUUGUAUGACAGGAGUAUGUUGUCUAGCUACCCACUAGGUAUAGUGCUCGAACUUUUCCUCAAAUGUGAAGUUUGCUUGUCUCGACUGUGAUUUUUCAUAUUUUGCACUACUUUUGGAACAAAUUAGCAACUGCGUCACCAAUACUUCCUUCAAUCUCUCUCCGACUGCUAAACGAGUGUUAGUUGAAGCAUCACGUUAAAAACAACAAUAAUGACGAUACAGUAAUUAAUAACAAUGACAGCAGCAGCCAGGAUGACAACUGACAAGUAUGAUUAAAUUACAAUUUUUGAGUGUUAGGUGCCAGUUUAGAUAGGGGGAAUACAAUUUCCAGUCUUGGAUGAUAUGUAGAAUGCAAAUACCUGGGCCCGGUUGCAUAUACGAAAGCUGGAAUGCACUAUCCACCGGAUAGCAUAGGCGUACGAGGCGUGGGGGUGGGGGGGGCGGCAGCCCCCAGUUUAGUCAGAAAUAUUAAUUAGUCGUGCAAUUUGUACUUAAGAGUCGGGCAAUCUUCCUGUGUACCUGAAAUCAAAUUGGUCUUUCCAACAAACAAAUGUUAUUAAUAGUAAAAUGCGAAAAAAUGUUUUAAAAUAUUCAAACUAGGAUAUAUGCUUGCAUAAAGGUGAUAAAAAUAAUUAAAAUACACAUGCUUUUCCAUUCGCGCCACUGGCUAUAUGCCAUAAUAACUGACUGGCGCAGUGGCGCAAGCGCUAACUAACGCUAAACAGACAUCACUCCCAACGAAUCGUGAAGAAACUUUAUCAUUUUGAAGAAAAUCAUAUAUUGUAACUGUUAAUUGUAACAACGUUGUUUAUGAAAAACCGCUAGGGUAUGUCAGCGUAUGAAAAAUAUCACUCGUACGCUGACGUACGUUUCAAGCACGGUCCCAUACGGUGGUAUACGCUGGCAUACGGCGAGGCCCAGCGAGACAGAAACCUUUUUUAAGAUGCUUAAAAAUUUUGUGCGUAUUCGGACGUAUGGUUUAUACGAUAAGCUUACUCCAGGCACACGCUGAAUACGCUAGAGAUACGCGAGAUGUAUACGGUACUCGUGCAUAUACAGUACAUGCACUGGCAUUUCAAGUUCCAUCUUGACAACGAUUCCAACUACGGCACGUUCUGCAGAAAGAUCUUUCAGUGGGUAACGAAGGGUGAAGACGUACGUUCAUUCCACAAUGGGUCAAAAAUUUCUCUUCUCUGUACGGAACGAGCGUAUACUAGUAGAACACGGCUCGCGAAUGAUAUGGACAGAAUCAUUUAUGUUUUUGGCCAACGAAGUCACCGUGCCUCACAUUUCUUUUGACAUUAAACUUGCAGGGGAGAUUAGGUCAGGUUUUCGGUAAAAGUUACAUUUAAGUAAAAUAGUCAUCAGACUUGGUCUUGUUUCAUUGAUUUUCUCUUCGAUCCUCACCCGCUCCAUGCACAAAAUCUCCCCCCAAAACGCAGGAAAUGGCAUUUUAGAGAUUCUACUUUUCAAAAUUUCCUGGGGGCGUAUGCUCCCGGAAUCCCUAGCAGUUCUCGCGCCUUUGGCGCUCGUCGGACAAAUUGACAUCCGCCCCCCCCCCCCUAAAUUUCUAAGCCCGUACGCCUAUGCCGGAUAGUGUAAGUUUUCCUAACUGUUGCUUGAAAAGUGAUAAAGCUACAAAUAUGGAUCGCAUAAUUAAUAAAAGGAAUCUUUAAUUUUUAUAUACUAAAGUUUAAUCUGGGUUACACCAGUCAAAGGCCAAUUUUUAAUCGCCCCUGAACAAUAAGAAAGACAUUACUACUUACUUCCACAUGAAGACCGUUCGCUCGAAACGUCGAGGUUCAUGUUAUGUUUUUCAAAUGGUGCUACAUUCAAGUAUGCAAAUAACCAGUUUCCUUUGUUGUAGGGUUCUUGUUCCGAAUCAUUCAAAUCAUUUUUAAACGAAGGCGUAAGUACAAAAUUUCAUGCAUACAUGAUUUUCGUCUGUUCUCGAACCUCAGGGCCACGCAUAUAGCUGCUUUUCUACUUCAGUAUGCAAAAAAUCUUUUCUUUUUUAGACAUUGACUGUAUCUGAUAAAGAAAUUUUUGAAAAGAUUCCAAAUGUUCCAGGUCUUCUCUCAUAUCGUUCAGAUAAUAAACAACUUUAUGUCAACCAAGGAUCAAAGUGGCAAGCAUUGGGUAAUGAAAAAGAGGUAAUUUAAUAUUGAUGGUAGUAUAUAUUCAGGUUAAUUAAUAUCCAGCGUGGCGGGCGGUCAGGCGGGAAAGAGAACUGUCAAAACCUGCAAAAGUUAUAGUGGCUUUCCAGAAAAAAACCCAGACAAAAGUGUCGCAUAAUUUAUGAAUUAUGUACUGUUUAAUAAAUGAGCAGGAGUGUUUUAUUAGGUUGAAAGCCACGAGCGCGCAACGCGAGUGGCUUUAGACCUAAUAAAACACGACCUGCGAGUUUAUUAAACGGCUUCAAACACGACUACAAAUUCAAUAGAUAUACUGCCUUAUUAGUAUUCUUUAUAUAAAGAAUACUAAUGAGGACACGACUACAAUAGAUACUGCCUGAUUAGUAUUCUUUAUAUAAAGAAUACUAAUUAGGAGUGUUUUAUCAGGUUUAAAGCCACUGCACGUGACAUAUUAUGUUGCCAAAAAGCUUAUGAAUUAUUAAUGAGUGUUUGAAGACCAUAUAAUUAAGGGCCAUUUGGUAUUUAAAUCAUGGCGUACCGGGCGGGGGGGCAGCCCCCCCAGUUUGUUGGGCAGUCGGGAAAUAUUCCCUGAACAGUCGGGCAAUUUUGGUUUAUUAAAAAAAUAAAUUGGACAAAUUCUGUAAAUUUUGUGGUCAUUUUGUGAUAUUUCCAAAAUUUGUGUUAGGUUCCGGAAAAUUUUGGUAUGUCUGUCCUGAAAAAAAUUUUGAUCCUUAAAAUGGUACACUGACCGAAAUUUUUUUGGCGACGGGGGGGGGUGGGGGUGGGAGGGGGGGGAGGUCGCCAAAACAAAUUCCGGAAAAAAAUUUUUCGGUACUUGUCGGGCAAAAUCCGGAAAAGUCGGGCAAAUUUCUUUCCGCCCCCCCUAAAUUUUUCCUUCCGGUACGCCCAUGAAUUUAAAUAUUGGCGAUCUGUAGCGAAACAAUAAAAAUGUGAAACUGUUAUACAUAAACAGGUACAAGAGCUAAAGUACGAACAGAAUAAAGGACUGAAAACCUUGGAAAACAAGCUGAGAAACCAAACGAAGGAAUUAAGAAACCAAAAAGAUGAAUUCAAUAAUAUGCAAGAUAAACUUGAGAAAAAAGUUGAAAGUCAAAAACAGAUAAUUCAGUCACAAGAGAACAAAAUCCAAAUCCAAACAAACCAAGUUCAAUCCCAAGAGAUAAAAAUCGAAGUCCUGCAAAAGAAAGUCGGUCAACAGGAAAACACAUCCCAAAGUCAAAAGCAAAGAAUAGAGAAGAUAGAAAAAAGAUUUCAAGGUAAUAAAUCGUAG